ACAGACCAUCGGAGGAUCUACUUGACUUAGUGUACUAGUAAGUAGUAGCAGUAGUCUAGUUGGUGUUGUUGUUAUUGUUGUCAUGUAAUGGAUCCGGUUCAUUCUCCGGGAUUCUCUUUGGGGCGGCUAAGACUGAACUGAACUGAACCCGUUGAUUGAAGAUUCGGUCAUCUCGGCCAUGAACUAACUAGCAGUAUUUGUGAGACACGAUGGCAAACUGGAUACCCAUUAACACUUCUAUUUAACCAGGGUGUCUUCCGACUUUUUUUUUCUCUGUCUUGAUUCCUUCCAUCAUUCUUCUAUCUUUCUUCUAUCAUAAUAUCCAAUUGAUACCCUUUCCCCUUCUUUAAUUCAUUCACCUCUGCAACCAUGCGUCUCUCUUACGCCGUGUCUCUUCUGCCUCUGGCUGCCUUCGUCGGCGCCCUCGAGGUUACCUCCCCCAAGAAGGGCGAAGAUGUCGACCUCUCCAGCUCCUUCACCGUGACCUGGGAUUCCGUCUCGACUGACCCCUCCACCUUCGACCUCUACCUGGUCAACAACGCCGUCUACCCCACUGUAGAGAAGAAGGUCGCCUCUGAUGUCGACACCUCCAAGGGAUCUUACACUGUGUCCGGCCUGUCCGGCGUCACUGAUGGCUCCGGCUACCAAAUCAACCUCCUCUCCACCUCCUCCACGAACAGCGGUAUUCUCGCGCAGUCCGAGCAGUUCACCGUCGAGGGUGCUUCCAGCUCCACCACCACCGCCAGCGCCUCCAUGACUACCUCCGCCUCUUCCUCUUCCUCUUCCUCUACUGGCACUUCUACUGGUACUGAUACCUCCUCCACCUCUUCCUCAUCCUCCACUGGAUCCAGCUCCAUCACCACUGCAAGCACCAGCACAAGCUCCACCUCCAGCAGCAGCACCAGCAAACUAACCACUACUACCUCGGGCGCUAACACUCUGUCGACUACAGCAUCCUCCACUCGUUCUGCCUCUGCCUCGGGUACUUCUACUGCCUCUGCCAGCGGUACCGAGACUACUGCUCCCGUCUCCACCGGCGCCGGUAUGGCUCUUGCUGCGCCGAUGUCUGUUGCUGCGGGCUUGGUGAUGGGUGUUGUGGCUAUGCAGUUGUAAACCAUCCCCAAAGCGUUCUAUUUGUGGAUGGCUGAGAUGUAGUGCGGUGGGGUGAGGAUGUGAACGAGUGACGGAGUUUCUCUUCUCGUCUAUCACCUGAUUGGUGAUUUGAAAGCAAUACCGCAGUUUUAUUGCUUGUAUAGAUACAUACUUUCUAGCCAAGCUAGUUAUUACUUAAUGGUUCUAUAGCAUAUAUCCAUUACAUUACUUUAUUUUAUC
Messenger RNA from Aspergillus costaricaensis CBS 115574, 1332 nucleotides. Its product is annotated as GPI anchored serine-threonine rich family protein. The coding region runs from base 370 to 1113 and encodes 247 amino acids. The transcript has 4 exons. The record is from RefSeq and is a predicted model, not a curated record. Lineage: Eukaryota; Fungi; Ascomycota; Eurotiomycetes; Eurotiales; Aspergillaceae.